Messenger RNA from Haliotis rubra (blacklip abalone), 2406 nucleotides. RefSeq lists its product as uncharacterized. Lineage: Eukaryota; Metazoa; Mollusca; Gastropoda; Lepetellida; Haliotidae. Bases 1 to 2406 code for a protein of 801 amino acids. The record is from RefSeq and is a predicted model, not a curated record. The transcript is spliced from 3 exons.
AUGUCGGAGAAAUCGAUGAAGCAAAUAGCUUCAAACGUUGAGGUAAAGGUUCCUAAAACAGACGUUGGUGACAAAAUUAUCAAAUUAAAGAAACAAAAAGCAGCAGCUAAAACUGCAUUUACAAAAUGUAAGAACAAGUUGUAUAACUUGAUAGAACAAGUUGAUGUUCCUUCCCGUCGGGAGGUUAGAGAUGAAAUUGACAAGAGGUGGAUAUUUGAGACCCAGAGACAGGAAUCUGUUGAAGUCCUCAGGGAAUGGAUUCUGCAAGAAUCAGAGUUUCAGGUCAUUGCCAGUGAAGUCAUAAAUGGGGUUGCUGAAAAGCAGAGGUGUGACAUGUCAUACACAGCAUUGAGAACAGUCCCAGUAGUUAUCACAAAUGGACAUCGCAGGAUUACAGUCAAUGCUCUCUUAGAUGAUGCAAGUACGCAGACAUACAUAAAUGAAGAUAUAGCUGCAGAACUUGGGUUACAAGGACAUUAUCAGAAAGUGUCAGUGAAUGUUCUAAAUGGCAGAAAGGAGAGUUUUGAAUCAAUGACUGUUAAUUUUGGGUUAGAAAGCAUUGAUGGUUCAGUUGAUGUAUCAAUGUCAGCUCUUACAACAACAAAAGUUACAGGCAAAAUGCAAGUAGUAGACUGGGAGAAACAUGGACAUAAAUGGAAACAUUUGAAUCACAUCAAAUUUCCGAAACUUAGUUCUCGUACUGUGGUGGAUGUCCUCAUAGGCAUUGACUACAUUGACCUUCAUCGGUCAUAUGAAGAGGUAGGUGGUGGUCAGGGAGAACCUGUUGCAAGACUUGCACCUCUUGGGUGGACAUGCAUAGGACGUGUUCAUGGUGAAAAUGAAACACAUUUUGCAAGUACUUUUCUCAUUGAUAACAAUAGAACAGAAUUGCAGAAUCUAAACGCUUUAGUGCACAAGUUCUGGGAAGUAGAGGAAUUUUCAUGUAGCACCAUGAAUGACUACAAUGAUGAUGAAUUGUGUGCAGUUGAAAAAGUUAAACAGACACUUCAGUACAACAAUGGUCACUACCAAGUAGGUAUACCUUGGAGAUUUGACACACGGAUGUUACCAGAUAACUAUAAGAUGGCUGUCAAUCGUCUUCUUAGCACUGAGAAGAAACUGUCGAAAGACAAAGAAAUGGCUGAAGCUUAUUGCUCAGUUCUAGAUCAAUAUGUGCAAAAGGGAUACAUUCGUAAAGUAUCGUCAUUGGAAAAUGAGAGUAAAUGGUUUCUUCCUCAUUUUCCAGUAGUACGUCCAGACAGAACUACAACCAAAGUACGCAUUGUAUUCGAUGCUUCUGCAAAGUGUCAGGGUGUUUCACUCAAUGACAUAAUACAUCCAGGACCGAAGUUGCAGAAUGAUCUUUUUGAAAUCUUGCUUCGAUUUAGGAAGCAGCCCAUAGCACUUGUUUGUGACAUCUCGGAGAUGUACCUACAAAUUGAGGUGAAACCUGAAGAUCGUAAAUACCUCAGGUUUCUGUGGCGACCCAUGAAUUCAAAUGAGGAACCACAGGUGUAUGAGUUUAACAGGGUGUUGUUCGGUUUGAAUUGUUCACCAUUCUUAGCGCAAUACAUUUCACAAGAACAUGCAAAAGCACAUCAGAAUGAAUUUCCACUUGCUGUAGAGACUGUAGUAAGCUUCACCUAUAUGGACGAUAGUAUGGAUUCGGUAGAAGAUGACAUGACUGGGAUAGAACUGUACAAUCAGCUGAGUGAGCUAUGGCGCACAGCAGGUAUGAACGCCAGAAAAUGGCUUUCAAAUUCGUUGGAUGUCCUUGAUGGAAUUCCAUUAGAAUCUAGGGCACAGAAGGUAAACAUAAACAAGAAUGAAUUGCCUUCAGUGAAAACACUAGGUCUUAUGUGGAUUGCAAAUGAUGAUGAGUUCAGUUUCUGUAUGAAUGUUCCUGAAGACAUUGUGAGAAUGACCAAACGAAUGUUUCUCAGUGAAAUUGCAAGGAUCUUUGAUCCGCUUGGACUCUUGACACCUUUCACCAUUGUGGGGAAAAUGAUGAUUCAAGAGAUGUGGAUAUCAGGUUUCGGAUGGGAUGAAGAGCUUGAUCCAGAUCUGAAUCUUAGAACUUUGAAAUGGGUAAAUGAGGUUAAAGAGUUAUGCAAUAUCAGAGUACCACGGUGCUUGAGAAUCAAAUCUGAAAUAGAAAACAAAACAUUUCAUGUAUUUGCAGAUGCAUCACAAGAUGCAUAUGGGGCAGCAAUAUAUGCAGUCUAUACUUACCAGAGUGGGGAAUUGGUCAGUCGUUUAGUUACCUCCAAAAGCAGGGUUGCUCCUCUUCAAUCUGUAAGCAUUCCAAGAAUGGAACUGAUGGCGGCAGGCCUUGGGGUGAAAUUGUUUGUUGCUUCAGCAAAGGUGUUAGAAAUGUCCACUGUCAACACGUAUUUUUUGGUGUGA